CAAGAUUAUAUGUACGUUAGCCAUUGGGUAUAGUGCCAGUCUGCAUCGAUUGGAACAAAGACGAGUUCCUUGCGCCUGAAAAUGUCAGGCCUUGCUCGCAAAAAUGGCGAUUAUGAGCAGUUUUACCGUGAGGCAACGGAAAAUGCUGCCUCAUUCAACACACGCCUGGUGGCCGAAAGGAAAAUGAGGCUACCGUUCUUGGACUCGCAGACCGGGGUCGCACAGAACAACUGCUUCCUCUGGAUGCAGAAGAGGCACCGCUUUCCCGGCCGCCACGAGGGCCAGCUCUACACCUACCCGUCCAGGAGAUGGAGGAAGAAGAGGAAACCCCAUCAUGCACCUCUGGCCGACUCCAGCAACUUGUACGACCCAGUCCCACAGGGUGAGGCAGAUGGGAUUGAAGUCCCCGAAACUGUACAAGGCGUGUUAAGCGAGACGGAUCAGCAUCCCGAGGCAUCCAGCAUGUCCUUGGCAGACAGGGAGCAAGAAGAGCUGUUCCGCGAGAUGGAGGCUGUGGACGACAUCCCAGAUGCCGGAGAGAUUGAGAGAAACCACUCGGACGAGAGCGACGAAGAUUUUGAGGUCUCCGCACGCAAGAGACGAGGGCGUAAGGGUCGAGGAGGUGGUCGGAAGAAGGCAGCUCCAGUAGACACGGAGAUGCCCACCUUGCAAGCUGAGGAUAAGGAGAAACCGUUUGGCUGCAAAGUGUGCGGCAAACGCUACAAGAACAGGCCCGGCUUGAGUUAUCACAUGAGCCACUACCAUCAGGAUGUAGAGGCAGGCUCGGACGAGCAGUCCCAACCCUCCCCGUUGGAGCCCACCGAGCCACCCAAGAAGAAAAUGAUCAAGGGGAUUGCUGAGCCCAACAACUACUGUGACUUCUGCCUGGGGGACACCUAUAGGAACAAAGAGGGCACCCAGGAGGAACUGGUAUCCUGCGCAGACUGUGGCAGAUCAGGCCAUCCGUCCUGCCUCCAAUUCACUGAAAACAUCACGGCCAAAGUCAAGAGCUACCGUUGGCAGUGCAUUGAAUGCAAGUCCUGCGGCUUGUGCGGUACAUCAGAUAAUGAUGAUCAGCUGCUGUUUUGUGACGACUGCGAUCGAGGCUACCACAUGUACUGCCUCAAACCCCCCAUGUCCGCCCCACCAGAAGGAUCCUGGAUAUGUGAUCUGUGCGUGACACCACCGCCGGCACCCCAGCCUCCACAGACUGAAGCCAGCCAGCCGCCCAACCCAGAAGAGACUAGCAUGAUGAACUAGUAUCUGAGUAUUCAAGCCGGUUCAGUAUCUCGAUGAACUAGUCCAAGUCAAAGGUCAUUCAGGAUAAGGUUAUUUGCGAUGUUACGUGAUGGUACUCGAUUUGCCCAUUCUGCCCGUAAUUAACGUGCGAGUUUCGUGCGAUCAUCUCCUUGCGCGUUCACGCACCUUAGAGGAGCGUUCGAUUUCGAAUGACCAGUGACCUAGAUCGCAGUUGAAAUACCGAACUGGCCUAUUUACACAGGGUGCUGUCUAUACUGCGUCUAGCAGUUACCAGUUUGUAAAUUCCCCUGUAUACAUCAAGAUGUGAUGGUGUUCAGUUUGGGAUAUAAUCGCAGCAGAUGAAUGUACACAGAUCUGUAGGGGGGAUGUUGGCAGGGGUAACCAAAUAUGCAAUCUGCAGUUGUUCAUGUUAUGGGCUCUGUGCGCCAACAGGAGAGGGCGCUUUUUAACACUUUAGGGAGCCCCAUGGACGGGACACACCACACGCGCG
Patiria miniata (bat star) is the source of this 1750-nucleotide messenger RNA. Its product is annotated as zinc finger protein DPF3-like. The coding region runs from base 82 to 1260 and encodes 392 amino acids. Gene Ontology annotation, cellular component: nBAF complex. The record is from RefSeq and is a predicted model, not a curated record. The transcript is spliced from 9 exons. NCBI's taxonomy places the organism in Eukaryota, Metazoa, Echinodermata, Asteroidea, Valvatida, Asterinidae. Gene Ontology annotation, biological process: nervous system development.